UGACGCCCGGCUGCGCUGCGCAGCGGGGACCGCGAGGCAAAGAGGCGCGGCGGCUGGCCCUCCAGCGGCCUCCCGGGAGCAGCGGCGCGCGGGCCUCGUCCUCCGUCGGCCUGGGCGACGCCGGGGGACAUGUCGGGGCGCACGGAAACGGAGCAGGCGUGCGCGGCCGCGCAGGAGGAGAGCGAGGACGAGAGCGAGGUGCUGGAGGAGAGCCCGUGCGGCCGCUGGCAGAAGCGCAAGGAGCAGGUGAACCAAGGCAACAUGCCCGGGCUCCAGAGCACCUUCCUGGCCAUGGAUACGGAGGAAGGUGUGGAGGUGGUGUGGAACGAGCUGCAGUUCAUGGACAAGGCGGCCUUCACGGCGCAUGAGGAGAAGAUCAAGGCCACCUUUGAGCAGCUGGUGGUCGUGGACCAUCCCAACAUCGUGAAGGUGCACAAAUACUGGCUGGACGUGAAGGAAAGCAAGGCCCAAGUGAUCUUCAUCACCGAGUACGUCUCCUCAGGGAGCCUGAAGCAGUUCCUGAAGAAGACCAAGAAAAACCACAAAGCCAUGAAUGCCAAGGCGUGGAAGCGCUGGUGCACCCAGAUCCUCUCAGCUCUCAGCUACCUGCACUCCUGCAAUCCCCCCAUCAUCCACGGCAACCUCACCAGUGACACCAUCUUCAUCCAGCACAACGGGCUCAUCAAAAUUGGAUCAGUCUGGCAUCGUGUUUUUGCAAAGGCCCUUCCGCCCGAGCUCCACAGCCCGGUCCAUACAGAGCGGGAGGACCCGCGGAACCUGCACUUCUUCCCACCGGAGUACGGAGGGACGGCCGACGGCACAGCGGUGGACAUCUUCUCCUUUGGGAUGUGUGCGCUGGAGAUGGGCGUGCUGGAGAUCCAGUCGAACGGGGACUCCUCGGUGACCAAGGAGGCCAUUGAGCGAGCCAGGCACUCUUUGGAUGACCCCAACAUGCGGGAAUUCAUCCUGGGCUGCCUCCUCCUGAACCCCAGCCGGCGGCCCACGGCACACGACCUGCUGUUCCACCGGGUGCUUUUUGAGGUCCACUCCCUGAAGCUCCUGGCUGCCCAUUGCUUCAUCACCCACCAAUACCUGUGGCCUGAAAAUGUGGUGGAAGAGAAAACGAAGGAGCUGGAUCUGAGUGAGGUGAUGGCAGAGAUUCGGCGGGCAGGGCGGCUGCCAGUGCAGUGGAGAUAUUCAGAGGUCUCUUUCCUGGAAUUGGACAAAUUCUUGGAAGACGUCAGGAAUGGCAUCUACCCCCUGAUGAACUUUGCCACCGUCCGGCCCCACACCCUGCCACAGUCCAGUUCCCAGGCCCUGGAAGACCCCCAGAAAGCCCAAACCCCCACACCGGAGCCUUUGGAUGUGGAGACGCGGAAGGUGGUGCAAAUGCAGUGCAGCACGGAGUGGCAGGAGGAGAGGCGGCAAUGGCGCCUGACCCUCCUCCUCACCCUGGAAGACAAGCUCCACCGCCACCUGAGCUACGACCUGCUCCCAGGCGACCGUGCCAGAGACCUGGCGGCUGAACUGGUGCACUAUGGGUUCAUCAGCCAGGACGACCGGGAGAAGCUGGCGGCGUUCCUGGAAGGCGCCCUGCAAAGACCCCGGGACCCUCCCGCCCGAGGCGCCGGCUCCAGCCCCGAGGUCGGCGCCCAGAAGGCCCAGUGAACCGGCACCGCCCGCACGAGCAAGAGGAGAGGAGCCGCCUGCCCGGCCGCGGCCCCUUCGCCCCUCGCCCGCCUCCCCUUCCUCCCUCCCUGCCACGGAGGAGGAGGCGGCGGCGGCGGCGAGGGGCAGCGCCUUCCUUGCACGCGGCGGGAGCGGGGCUCGGCCGGGGACGGCAGGCGGGCGGCUUUUCGGACGGGAGCUGCCUUUGUCCCCGCGCGGCCGCCUCCGCCACGCAUGCGCCCUUCUCUCACCCCCCCCCCGCAUUAAAGCGCCAGCAACCGACGCUCCGCCGGCUCUUCCGUUUCCCCCCGCGCCGCCCCCCCCCCUCCGACGGAUGUGGGCGGGGCGGGAGGAGCGGGAAAGGCUCCCCCAAGAGGCUGCCCCCUCCCCUCCCCAAGGCUCCGGGUGGCGGGAGGCGCGGGCCAAUCAGCGGGCUCGCGCAUGCGCCCUAGCUGCCUCCAGCUCUAUCCGUCUCGUGUUCGCCCGGCCUCCCGCCGCCAGGUUCUCGCGAGACUCCGGAGCUUGGGGCUCGAGGAGGAGGAGGAGGCGGCUGCGGCGGCGAAGAUGGCGGCGGCUGCGGCGACCACCACCACCACCACCACCGCGGCGCUCUCUCUGGUAAGCGGCCGAGCUGGUCGGAGCGGAGGAGAGCCGCGCGACAGAGAUGCGGGACGUCCCCGGUUGAGCCGCUGGCGGGGCGUGAGACGCGGAGCGGGGGGGAGACUGCCCUUCCGAGCCGCCUCGCGGCACCCUCCGCCGCCCGCGCUUCCCCCCCCCCAUUCCCCCUACUCUUCCCCCGCGGGCCGCCAGGCCGGCCUCCUGCCCCGGUUCCCUGCCCCGUCCCCUCCCCGGGGUUGCCGGAGUGCGGCCAGGAAGCCCGGGUCGGCCAGGCCGCGCCCCUCCCUCGCGGGCAGCGAGACCCGAUGCGCCUCCCGGGUGGCUGGGCGUCAUGGGCGGGUUGAGGAGCCCAUGGCCGCCGCUCCGAGGGGAAGCUGCGUAGGCCGCCACCCAGAAGGAGCCCCGGAGAAAGAGGCGCCCCGCUUCUCUCUCCUUCCGGGGCCCCUCGUGGUUGGGGGCCCAGCAGCAGCAGCAGCAGCUUCUCCCGCCCCCCGCCCGAGAGACGGCUUGCCCGAUAGCAGCUGGGUCCCGGGUGGCUCUGCAGGAGGCCUUGCCACGGGGGUGUUCACGAGCCUCUCUGCUCCUCUGCCGGGCAGCCCUUCAAGGCCGGGCGGGGGAGGGGCCAAGACCCCCGGGCUCCUGGGCCAAGACUGUUGCCGUUUCAGACUUUUUCUAGCCGAUUCCUAAGUCAACCAAGGCGAAUGACUCUCUCUGCAACCUCCUCGUCUAAGAGCUCCCAGGGGCACCAGUGGACUGCCUGGCCGUCUUUCCCCAGAUGGUCUGGAUCACAGAAAGUGAAUCUGGAGAAAUGCCUUUUCAGUUUUAUCACCUCCGGAUUGGGCCUCUGCACAACCUGGCUGGUGGAAAUGGCCAGGCAGGGAACUGGGAGCUGGAUUCAAGCUGUGGUCAAUCCCUUUGGGGGAAGGCAAGGCCUCCGAAGUCCUGGAAGAGGGGAGGCAGGUCCUUUCACCCCCCCCCCCAAGGAGCUAAAUCCGAAUCCAGCAGUUGUGAAUUACUUCCAUUAUAUCCCAAAUACUCCCAUUCUUGGGGGAAGGUUAAGGAAGAGGAGGGACUGCAGUUACAAAAGCCUCCAGAGACGGUUUGGUUUCAUACCUGAUCAUGGGACGGAAACUAUGUUGGUUCCUCGGAGGGUUGACCUCCGGGAGGACUCGGAUGAAGGGAGACCUCCCCAUGGAUUGCGGUGCUUCCAGUCACAGCAUCCUCCUGAACCACAGCUGAGGACUCAGAGUUUCUCUGGUAGGUCCACUCCUACCUGACAGUUUCUGUUGGGAGCAGCAGAGGAAAGAUUCUCGGUUAUGUAGCGUCCCAGAGCUUCAUUCUUAACUAUCGCACUUAACUCUUUAAACUCCCAGGAGAAGUCAUAUGUUAGUUUGGCCUGAGUUAUUAUCCGAUCCAUUCUAAAGUAGUAGUACAGCACCACCCUAGACCCAAUCACUCCUAUAACCUCCCCUCCCCCCCCAAUCUUUUCAUCUCCCCCCUCCUUUGGGGGUAACAGACACCUUUGCAAUUUCUGAAAGCGGAAAUCAAACUUCCAGUGCUAGAACCUGGUGAAUCCUUGGGAUCUAGAGCUACAAAAAAACCUAGCCAUAGUUGUGGCCACUAGGACUUCACAGCAGGAGAACAUUAAUGGAAAACGGAACCCAGAGCUCAAAAUGCACAGCUACAGUCAAAGACAAAAUUUCAGAUAAUGCAGAGACAAAAUGGUUACUCACUUGAAACAAGAAAAUAGAAGUGCAGAAUGAAUGAAUGGUGGUUGAAAAGAUGUCUAAGAGCCACCAAAAGGGCUUUGGACAGGGAUGAGCAGCAGGAAAGAUGAUUCAGAGGGGACCCCCCCCGGGGGGGGGGGCAUGAGGGUCUCUUCAGAUCCACAUCACUGGCUUUUAAAGGCAUUGAAAACAAUGGGUGGUGGAGGUGGAAGAAGGAAUCUGUGUGAGCUAUUCAAACAAAAGAAGGGGGAUAAGUAAUCCCUUUGGAUUUUCCAAUGAAAGAAGAUGUAUUUCCCCUGAAAAUUGUGAAGGCCGGAGUGAAGGGGCAGGGCUAAAACCUGAUAAUUGCAUGAUUAGGAAUACAGGUAGUCCCCACUUACCGCCUCAUCCAGCCACUGUUCAGAGUUACAGUGACACUGAAAAAGUAGGUUCACAACAGGUCCUCGGACUUGCAGCCAUUGCAACAUUCCCACAGUCGCAUGAUCACAACUUGGGCCCCCUUUGCAGAGUGCUUUGCAAUUAUUCUGGUAUCCCACGGUCAUGUGGUUCUGACAGCAGGCUUCCAACAAGCAAAGUCAGUGGGGAAGCUGGCAGGGAGUUGCGGAUUUUUUGGGGGGGGGGGGGGUGCUGUCAUACGAGGAGGUUGUGUUUAAUGAUCCAGUGGCUUGCUUAAUGGCUACAGAGGGACUGUUGUGAGGCCAAUGUGGCUAUGUGAUGUUUUACUAAAUGACUAUAUCAGUGAUGGUGUUCUAGUCCCAAUUCUGGUUGGUAAGUGAUGACGACCUGAGCCUUUUUUCCUCUUUUCAAUGGGUUAAAUCUGUAGGAAGUAGCUGAACAUCUGGAUGACCCCUUAUAUAAUUGCUGAGAAAUUCUGCACAGCUGCAUAAAGCAUCAGACCACUAGCAGAGUGAUUGUUGCCCUUAUCUUGAAGGAGGAGGGUCGUCUUGGGAAUUUGUUGCACCCAAACAUUUAGGAGCAGGUCACAGAGAUCUGUGAAAAUCUUUAAGGCUUGGGAAAUCGGCAAGAACAAGCCGUGCUGGCUAGCAACACAUCCCAGGAUGUUCUGAUUAAUACGCUAAUUAAAUAGAGGCCCUCUAACGAGAUGGCUAAGAGCAGGUCUGUAUGGAGCUGCUCCAGUGGAGGGUAUUUCAAAGCUGUUUUGAUGAAGAAACACUUGGAUGAGCCGGUGAAAGGAUUUUUGUGGAAGAUGCCAGUUAGCUCUGUUGAAGGGGCUGCUGUGUAAACGCCUUUCUGGGGAUCCCAGCUGGGAAGAAGUGCAGGCAUCGGCCUCUAAAGUGAUUGGGAGGCAGACAAUUUACAUAUCAAACAGGUUAUUCUGAAGUUGCUAUUGGUCCUGUUUCCCCUGCCCUCCCCUGCUCAGUGAAACUGGGCUUCCCUGCCCACCCUGUAUAGGUCUCCUGUGUUCAGGCUUUCAUGAGCAUCUCUCCAAUUUCAGGGCACCGAAACCAUCAAGGUGGAAAAUGGACAGAGCACGUCAGCCAAGCUGGGGCUCCCUCCUCUUACCCCGGAGCAGCAGGAGGCCCUUCAGAAGG
Molecule: messenger RNA, 5566 nt
Organism: Thamnophis elegans (Western terrestrial garter snake)
Lineage: Eukaryota; Metazoa; Chordata; Lepidosauria; Squamata; Natricidae
Gene: NRBP2
Product: nuclear receptor binding protein 2
Exons: 18
Coding region: 130-1668 (512 amino acids)
Biological process (GO): protein phosphorylation; endoplasmic reticulum to Golgi vesicle-mediated transport; intracellular signal transduction
Cellular component (GO): endomembrane system; cytoplasm
Molecular function (GO): ATP binding; protein serine/threonine kinase activity
Source: RefSeq, a predicted model, not a curated record